AUGGCCACAGCAGUGAAGCGGCUGGGCUUCCAAGCCCGGCAAUGCGUCUGCCGCAUACCGGCUCGACAGAGGCCCCAGACAUUGCCAGCAUGGCAGCGGCCGUUCUCGAGUACACCAGCCCGCUGCGAGCAGCUCGACGACUUCGCAAAGACUCUCAACUCCGAAGACCGCGCCUUCUACCAAUCCCUACCGCCCGAGGAGCGUGCACUGAUGCGGACAGUCGGUCAGUCCCUUGGAGAGCAUAUGGCGAGGCAGGAUGUUCAGCAAGCCUUCUCGGACGAGAUCGAUGACAUAGCGGACGAGGUUGAGCGGCAGUUCCCUCCCAACCUCGAGGAGAGGGAAGAGAGGAAGUCGCAGGGCUUCUGGGCAUUGGGCGAGCCUGAGAUGGGCGAGGAUGAAGAGUUUCAGGGGGAUGACAUAUCGAGCAUCGCGCAUGGGGAGUUGGAGCAGCAUCGGGAGUUUAGGGAGUACGCGCGGUUGGCGGCUUGGGAGUUGCCGCUGCUGAGCAAGCUGUCUGUCCCCUUCGAACCGCCCUCAGAGAAUCAACCCCUCCGCUUCCGUUACACAUCUUACAUGGGCGAACAACAUCCCGCAGCCCGCAAGGUUGUUGUCGAAUUCUCCCCAUUCGACAUGCCAGAGCUAAGCUACCAACAACGCGGCAAACUGAUCAAGCUCUGCGGCGCACGCUACAACCCCUCGAGCAGAGUCGUCAAGAUGUCCUGCGAGUCCUUCGAGACACAGGCGCAAAACAAGCGCUACCUUGGCGACCUGGUCAACAAGCUCCUCACCGAAGCCCGAGAUCCCACAGACACUUUUGAGGACGUGCCGUUUGAUUUUAGACACCACAAGCGGAAGCCGAACUUUGCUUUCCCCCAGGCCUGGCUUAUGACGCCGGAGAGGCAGAAGCAGUUGGAGGAGAAGAGACAGCAGCGGUUGCUGCUUGAUCAGCAAAGGACACAGCAGGGAACCCUGAUUACAGGGGCGGAACGGAUUCAGCAGGCGAUUGAGAAUGAGGCUUUGGCUGCAGCGGCCGAGCCGGUGGUGGUCGAAGCGCAGCAGCAAAGAGGAAAGGGGAGAGAACAGCAGCGCCAGUCCAGGGGCCGGAGAUAA
Molecule: messenger RNA, 1110 nt
Organism: Coniosporium apollinis CBS 100218
Lineage: Eukaryota; Fungi; Ascomycota; Dothideomycetes
Exons: 2
Coding region: 1-1110 (369 amino acids)
Biological process (GO): mitochondrial translation
Cellular component (GO): mitochondrial small ribosomal subunit
Molecular function (GO): structural constituent of ribosome
Source: RefSeq, a predicted model, not a curated record